Molecule: messenger RNA, 394 nt
Organism: Paramecium octaurelia
Lineage: Eukaryota; Ciliophora; Oligohymenophorea; Peniculida; Parameciidae
Source: the annotation of a GenBank genome assembly
AUAUUUUAACCCAAGAUUUUUAAUUUUUGAGUACACUAAAAUUAAUCGAGACGAACCAAUUCAUGGUUCAUACCAUCGCCUCAUAAUUCAAUAAAUAUGAAUAUUUCAUGGAGAAUGCCAUAAAAAGUAAUAAUUUCAAAUCCAAAACUGUAAUUUAAGUUUAAGAAUAUGUAAGGAUAAACUAACUACGUAUGUCUUUGAUUAAUUCAUAAAAUGGGUCUGGAUUGAACCUCGGCUAAUUGACAGUUAAUAAUUUGCGUAAAGAAUACGUAAAGAUGAAAGUCUGAGAUUAUUUGAAUUAAACGUCGGUUUUUUCAUUAAUUUUUGCAAUAUUAUAUAAUUAUAAUAAUAGGACAGAUGAAUAAUAAAAUAAAUAAAAAUUGCUAAGUCACUU